CCAAGUGGCUCAUGCUGGUAUACUUUCAUGAAAAUUAUCGCAGAUGUGAGUGGCCGCCAUCUUAGAUUACAUUCUUGGCGCGCUUGUCUUUUAUGAUUAUCGUUUUAGUGCUAAGUGUCGCAGAAUGACUACAGUUGCUGUUAGAAGACAGCAGCAAGAUUACGUAGUACCUAGCAGUGCCUCACAAGAAAUCCAGCCAUCCCCUUUGGCGCUUUUGGCCGCUACGUGUAGCAAGAUAGGGUCACCAGUGGAUGAGGGUGGUUCAUCAACCGUCAAAGUGGUGGGUGAAAGUCAAGUUUUACCGAGUGGAGACAUAAUCGCAACGUCCAGAGGACCAACACAUUUUAUUCCAGUUCCGGCACAAGCGUUAGGGUUGUUGAAUCCCGACGGAACAGUGACUCAGGUCGCGGGCGUGAACGGACAGUCGGCUCAGCCCGCGGCUUUGACAGUGUCUGCAGCCGGAAUCAAAUCUCUCCCAUCAUGUGUUUCUGUUGGAACUCCUAAUCCUCAAAAUGGUGUCCCUGUGGUUUCUGUCAAUGGUCAGUUAUUUCCUCAGGGGGCACAAACUCUCGUAACCCACCCUCAAACUGGAGGAAACAUAACAUAUAGCAUUAUAUCAGCGGACCAGCUCCAGAACUUGCAGAUCGACGGACAGGGAGCCAUUUAUAUUCCAGGAAACGUCAACCCGGUGGCGGCGGGUCAGAUCAACGGAAACCAAGCAGUUCUCACUUCAAAUGGGCAGACUUUUGUCCGUGCCCAGAAUGCUCAAACACCCUCAUCAGUUGCUCUACAGAAUAACGGGACAACAGUGUUGCAAGGUGUUCAGGGAAUCGGUAACGUGAACAAUAUUACACUUGCGCCUCUUGGUGGCCAAAAUGUAGCAAUACGUCAAGGAAAUAUUCUUCAGGCUUUUCAAUUUCCUAUGAGUGCCAUGCAGCAGACCAUACCAGUUCAGGUUCCGGUAUCAACAGCAGGAGGCCAGACGGUACUACAGACAGUCCACCUUCCCUUUCAAGUUAUACAGGGUGUUGGAGGAGGUAAUAUGUUGACCUCAACUGGACAACCAGCCCAGGUCAUGACUCAACUAGCUGCCACACAAAUGCCAGUUCAGAUGGCCCAGCUUGUAUCCCAAGGACAAAUACAACAAGUGCAUAUGGGAGCUCCUUUCCAGGUUUUGCAACUAGCUCAGAAUCCAGCUCAAAACUUGGCUACAUCAACCACUUGGACAACAGCUACUGGAACUCCAGUAGUUACCUCCAUCUCAUCCUCAGAAACCACUGGUACUAGCCAGGGUCAGACUGGGACAGCCAACACUACUGUAGUGGCUGGUGGUCAGCCAGUUAAUGUCCACAACAUUCAGAUACCUACUGGGCAAGUUGUGCAAGGUCAUCAAAUAGGACAGAUUAUCUCUCCGGGUAAUGCUGCUACUUGGUGGCCAUCACCUGCAAUCAGCGUUUCUAACCUGGCUGGACUCAGGUCAUCAAAUGUUGUUCAGGUUCAGGGGAUUCCAACUAUGAAUGGAAUCCAGCUACAAGGUCAGCAAGGUCAGUACCUGAGCAUUUCUCCCAAUGGGAGUGUCAUAGCUACUCCACACAUCCAGACUGGUGGUCAACCUCAAGUAACUGGGCCAGUAAGUCCGAUACAUGCACUACAGACCUUUGGAGGGACUCAACUUAUUGCUCAACAACUUCAGCCUGACCCUAGUGACCCAACCAAGUGGCAGGUGGUAGCAGCAUCCCCUGUAGUAUCUGCUGCCCAACCUCAGCCGUCCACUACACAAGCACAGGUUUCGACAUCUUCAACCUCUACCUCUACUGACGGUAGCAACACUCCAGAGUAUCCUCGCAGAAUACGCCGGGUAGCCUGUACUUGUCCUAACUGUCGAGACGGAGAGGGAAGAAACAGUGAAACAAAGAAGAAGCAACACAUAUGUCAUGUACCAGGGUGUAAUAAAGUUUACGGCAAGACUUCCCACCUUCGGGCUCAUCUUCGCUGGCACACAGGAGAAAGACCAUUUGUCUGUAACUGGCUGUUCUGUGGAAAACGGUUCACUCGUUCUGAUGAACUCCAGCGACAUAAAAGAACACACACGGGAGAGAAAAGGUUUCAAUGUGCUGAAUGUCUGAAACGAUUUAUGAGGAGUGACCAUUUGUCCAAACAUCUGAAAACCCAUCAAAGCAAGAAACUCGGUGCUUCUUCUUCAGAAGGAAACAGUGAAGAAGGAACUCUUGAGAAUUGUGACUUAGUGAUGACAGUGGUGGAAACUGACCAAGAUCAUGAGCUGUUAAUCAGUGAGCCUACUUUAGAUGUAAACCAGUAGAUGAGUGUUUGUACAUGUGUGUGUAUAUAACACACACACACACAAAAGACUAAUCACAAAUAAUUUUACGGUCAUAUUCACUUUCUACAUAAAGCUGUAUUUGUUACCAAAACAGUUGUUGCAUUUUCGUUUUUUAAAACUACUUGUUAUUCUAAUAAUGUAGAAAAUACUCUGUCUACUAUAUAGUAAAGGAAAUAAAUAACACCUAAAUAUUGAAAAGAAGGACAGUCACAGAGAUCUUCCAGUAGCUUCACUGCUUUUUGUUAUUCAAGAAAUUCAAAUACACAGAACCUAUGUUCCAAUACUGUAUAGAAAUUUUUUUAUAAAAUUGCCUGCUUUUUUUUUGUGGUUGUUUUGCUGUCAUCCACUGGUUUUACACCUAAAUAAGAUACCAUAUUUAAUUUCAGAUAUUUGGAAGUAUGGGGUUUCUUGUGAGUCAACCUGUUGUUUGUGCUACCCCCUGCUGGGCUUAUAUCUAAACAAUUUGAUUACAGAUGUUUCAAUGUCCAAUAUUCUUUUAAAAUGAAAUCAUGUAUAUAUAUAUUCCUUAGACUUCCAGUCCUCUCGAAGGUCGUUACCCUUUACCAUAUAAAAAUGUUCUCCAUUCUUAGUUUUGAUUUUGUAUACCCUUCUUUCAG
Limulus polyphemus (Atlantic horseshoe crab) is the source of this 2958-nucleotide messenger RNA. Its product is annotated as transcription factor Sp4-like. Gene Ontology annotation, biological process: regulation of transcription by RNA polymerase II. NCBI's taxonomy places the organism in Eukaryota, Metazoa, Arthropoda, Merostomata, Xiphosura, Limulidae. Bases 125 to 2320 code for a protein of 731 amino acids. The record is from RefSeq and is a predicted model, not a curated record. Gene Ontology annotation, molecular function: DNA-binding transcription factor activity, RNA polymerase II-specific; RNA polymerase II cis-regulatory region sequence-specific DNA binding. The transcript is spliced from 7 exons.